AUUGCAUCUUCGUGUGACAUGUUAGCGAUCAUACUAGAUCUAGCCGAAUCAUAUGGAUGCAAUUUGUGAUGACGCUUGCAGAGUUCCAGACCAGCAGCCCCAUUUUCUCUGCCCGAGGUGGUCAUGAUGCAACCCUCAGAAAGACUCGAACCAACAGCUCCAAGUCAGGGAGCGGGCUGAAGCAUGCCAAUAUAUUGACUAACGUCCCUGCUCGCAUAGAAAUACGGCUAGUAGCAGCUAGUUCGAUUUCCCAGUGAGGAGACGCGGGGAGGAUGGAUUCAUCGUCAUCACAGCCUUCUUCGCCAUCGACAUCAGCACCACCACCGACAUCGGCAUCACCACUACAGCGUCCAGAGGGCCCCCUUUCUCCUCCACUUCAUCAGACAGAUGCCGACGAAGACGACGAGAACGUGAAGCAGCUCAAGCAGUGUGCCUCCUUAUAUUUGGCUCUGCAGGAUUGCUUGGUUAAUAGCAAUCGGGAUUGGAGGUCCUGCCAAUCAGAAGUUCAAGCGUUAAAAGCCUGCCACGAGAAGCAAAUGGACAAAGGAAAAUCGAAAUAGGACUCCUGCUCAUUGCUACUUCUAAUUGCAAAGGACAGUUCCGAUUGGCGAUUUUUUUUCUAAUAAAAAUUUCCAUGGAUAGAUGCUACCCUCUCAGCACCAUUGAGUUGUCUUUUGAUGUUAAAUACCGCAUUGAAGCGCAUGUGAACUUUUCUUUUCCAUUUUGUCUCAGAUAUAAAGAAUAAGAUGUACUUCAGAAGCUUAUACUAUUUGCUUUUAAUGGUAGUAUGAAGCAAUCAGCAUUUCAA
Messenger RNA from Nymphaea colorata (pocket water lily), 808 nucleotides. RefSeq lists its product as uncharacterized. Lineage: Eukaryota; Viridiplantae; Streptophyta; Magnoliopsida; Nymphaeales; Nymphaeaceae. Bases 273 to 560 code for a protein of 95 amino acids. The record is from RefSeq and is a predicted model, not a curated record. The transcript is spliced from 3 exons.